UUGCAGGGUGUCACAGGGAGUCGGGGCGAGUCUCGUGCAGCCUGCAGACGCCGUCGAGCAGCCAGGAUGGGUGCGUGCAGCAACGCUCGCCUUACGAUGACAACACGUCUUCUUCCUUGAUUCUCCCAAAGUGACUCAUGCGUAACUGCUGAGGUCAUCGCACGAGACGUCCAUAUCGCAAGGGAAGUUCAGGUUGAAGGUUCACUUGAAAUUUCUUCGGGGUCCUUACCAAAACCAAAAAAAAAAAAAAGGAUGCAUCCACAGCCGCGACGUGACCCGUCCAUGUCUGGGAAAGAGCGCAGCCCCCGUCACAGGCCGUGGUCAGUCUACCGGGCCAACACGUUUGAUCUUUCAUCGGAGAUGAUGGGGCUGGCUCUGUCAGGCAACAGUCAGGACACGGACGAGCCAGUGUUAGAGUUCACUUUGGUCUGCAGCGAGCUGGUCACACCCACUGUGGACCGUAAGCCCAGCAGCUUUGUGGCCGUCAGCUGCACCACUCCCCCCCAAGCCUUCUGGACCAAACACUCUCAAACAGAAAUUAUUGAGGGGACGAGUAACCCCAUCUUCUUGAGCAGCGUGGCCUUCUUCCAGGACUCUCUAAUCACACAGCAGACGCAGGUCAAGCUCUCUGUCUAUGAUGUGAAGGAUCGCUCCCAGGGCACUAUGUACUUGCUGGGCUCGGCCAUAUUUUCGUUGAAGGAGCUCCUGCAGGACAAACACCAUCGUCUGCACCUGGCUCUCAGGUCGGCCGAGAAUGAGCGCGUGGGCAACCUCACAGUCAUCGCCUGGCAGAUUGAGGAGAAACAUGAGCAGAAAGCUUCGGUCGCCAAACUACAGCGAGGAGACACCGUUAACGGAAGGAUGGUUCUUCCAGUCGACGAAAGCCUGACUGAAUCUAAAGGCAUCAAGUCCAAGUCUUCGUCCCUGUGUAAAGACCCCCUGCUGAAGGCCGUGUUCGGAGGUGUCAUGUCGCACACGUACCGUUUCCCCACGACGGACGGCAACCAUCUCCGCGUCCUCGAGCAGAUGGCUGAGAGCGUGCUCUCCCUGCACAUCCCUCGACAGUUUGUGAAGUUGCUUCUGGAAGAAGACGCUGUCAGGUGUUGUGAACUGGAAGAACUGGGCGAGUUGUCUCCGUGCUGGGAGAACCUCAGGAGGCAGAUCAUCACUCAGUACCAGACCAUCAUUCUCACAUAUCAGGAGACCAUUAGUGACCUGCAUGAAUACAAAGGACCUUCUUUUAAAUCCAGCACACUGAAGGCUGAGCGCAAGUUGGAAUUUAUUCCGACAAAUUUGCACAUCCAGAGGAUGAGAGUACAAGGAGAUUCCGGCUAUGACCACACGUACGACGUGGUGACUAACGGCGCACCCGCUGCACAUCAUCAAGGCUUUAAAGUCUGCGGCCUGAGGAAGCUCCUGCAAAAGCUUGAAGAGGCCAGACAACACUCCUACGAGGAAGAAAGUUCCGCCGGGCCGAGAGGAAUGGCGUACCAGCCGCAGGAUAUCGUCAGAGCAAAGGAGCUGAUUGGCCAAAUUAACACGCUGAAGACCCAAGUGUGCUACUACAUUGAGCGUCUGACCAGAGCGGCCAAGGAGCGCUCGGCCAACGCGCUGGAGAGAACUUUAGCUGUCCUCAAGGAGAAGACUCGCCAGUUGGUGAGCGUAUGCGACUCCAAGCUCUUGUCCUCGGCCAUCAUCGCCCUGGCCGCCGCACGCCCAGCGUACGCCCUGCAAGGCACUCCGUCCCCUUCCUCAUCCUCCCUCUCGCCUUCCUCGCGCUCGCCCUCGCGCUCGCCGGCUCACCACCCAUCGUCCCCUUCGAGGGUGGCUACCUCGCCCUCCCGCCUCGCCACCCCCCCUGACAGCAUCGACGCGAUUAAAAACAAGCGAGCCUCCUUGAAUGCGGAGGAGUGGGAGAAGGUGUGGCUGAAUGUGGACAAGAGUCUCGAAUGUGUUAUCCAGAAGGUGGACAGGAUGCUGCGAGGGGAUCAGCUACAGAGCGACAGCAGCUCUGAUGAUGUGUUUGCGUUGGCCAGUGAAGACACUACAAACAGCAAAAAAGGGAGCAGUCCUGAGCGGGGAAAAACAUCUCCAGGCGAGUGGGCCGAGGCCCUGCACCCUCUUCUCUCCACGCUGAGCGACCGCGCCUCGCUAAUGAGCGACAAAGCCAAGAAAGCCAUGGUGUUCCUCCUCAUGCAGGACAGUGCCCCUACCAUCGCCAUGAGCCUCACACUGCAGUACCGCCGCGACGUUGUCUUCUGCCAGACGCUGACAGCUCUUAUCUGCGGCUUCGUCCUCAAGCUGAGGAACAGCCUGUGUGACUCGGGCUUCCUCAAGCAGCUCCACACCAUCGGCCUGUUGGUGCAGUAUGAGAGCUUGCUCAGCACCUACGGUGAGGAGCUUGCCAUGUUGGAGGACAUGAGCGUCGGGGUGACCGACCUGAGGAACGUCACCUUUAAGAUCACGCAAGCGAGUACGGUCUUCAGUCCGGACAUGCUUCCCGUCAUCACAGGAAACAGGAACGGCUUUAAUGUCAGGGUCCCCAUCCCCGCCGCCAUUUUUGACGGUCUGCCGCGGGAAAUCCAAAAUGGCAUGCUGCUGCGCGUGCAACCCGUCCUCUUCAACGUAGGCAUCAAUGAGCAGCAAACGCUGGCUGAGAAGUUUGGUGACACAUCUCUGCAGGACGUAAUCAAUACGGAGAGCAUGGCUCGUCUCAGCUUGUACUACGACCACUUUAAAGAAGUCCUGCCGGAAGAUUGUCUUCCUCGCUCACGCAGCACCACCAAUCUGCCCGAUUUGCUCAAACAGCUUAGCCACAACGUCAACGCCAAAAAGAGCAAGAAUGUGGAGAUUUUGUGGCAGGCAGCAGAGGCGUGCCGACGCCUGAACGGCGUGCGCUUCACAAGCUGCAAGAGUGCCAAGGACCGCACGGCUAUGUCGUUGACACUGGAGCAGUGUCACAUCCUGCAGCAGGAACACGCUUUGGCGCCGCAGGUCUUCUACCAGGCCCUGGACUGUAUGCGCAGCGAGGGCUGUAGACGGGAGAAUACGAUGAAGAAUGUGGGAUGUCGCAAAUACGCCUUUAACUCACUCCAGCUCAAGGCCUUCCCCAAAGAAUAUCGCCCCCCGGAGGGCACGUACGGGAAAGUUGAAUCCUAACUGGAGAAGAAAGAUUGACAAAUUUACAGCAUACACGCACACGCACACAGUGACAGUUGUUGUGUUUAGUCACCAAUAAGGAGAUUUGUUUAUUUCCAAGUGCUAUUGUAGAUUGUUUUCUAGUGAUUUUGCUUCCUUUCAGUUGAAUUACAACAAAGGACUAUUAGUGGCAAACUGAAGAAAAAAAAACCACUACAAGAUUAGGAGUAAUCAUUUAAGAACACUCAAGUAUUAUCCGGGGGAAAAAAUGAAUACUUUUAAAAAAACAAUUAUUUUUAUUCCUCUUGACUCAAAUUUUAACAAGCGGAUUUCAAAAUUCUCCUAUUCUCACAAUAUUACAACUUUAACAAUGAAGAUCUAAGACUUUAUUCUCAUGACAUUUUUAAUGUUAAAACUAUACAUAUAUAAACUUUAUUCUAUUUUUUUGCUUCAAUCUUGAAACUGUCAAACUAUUCUCAUAAUUAUGACUAGUCUUGUGAGAUUGGUUUAAUUUUACAAAUCAAUAUAACACUCAUCUAGAAAAUAUAUUACUUUAUUCUCAAAUUAAGACUAAUCUUGAAAAUAAAACUUAAUCCUCACAAGAUUACAAUUUUAAUCUUAAAAAUAUGACUUUUAUGUCUUGAUUGAAAAUAUGCAGCAUAAUUCUCAAAACAGUACAAAUUUAA
Syngnathus acus (greater pipefish) is the source of this 3824-nucleotide messenger RNA. RefSeq names its product inositol polyphosphate-4-phosphatase type I Aa (gene inpp4aa). Bases 253 to 3159 code for a protein of 968 amino acids. The record is from RefSeq and is a predicted model, not a curated record. Gene Ontology annotation, cellular component: cytoplasm. The transcript is spliced from 24 exons. Gene Ontology annotation, molecular function: phosphatidylinositol-3,4-bisphosphate 4-phosphatase activity. Lineage: Eukaryota; Metazoa; Chordata; Actinopteri; Syngnathiformes; Syngnathidae.